AAUAAAACGUGUGUCAAAGAGCGAGGGAUAAAAAGAAACGAACUCCUCCAAAUCAAUGGCAUCUCUGCUCCAAGCGCCAGUUGUUUCAUAACGUAUCUUCCCCACACUCUUCGCCGGAAACGGCCACUGAUGCAAUCCUACGGCCGGUGAACGCCGCCGGAGUUUACUAUCCACCUCGAUCGUUUCGGUAAACACCAAUGAUCACUACGAUGCAGGAGCAGGAGAAAAGUGGAUCAGGUACGAUGGGGCAAAGCCCUAGAUCGCCAUCUUCGCUGCCUUCGUUUCUGAAGGUAUCGGUUACGGAUCCUGCAAAAUUAGGGAGUGGAGUUCAGUCUUACGUCUCCUACAAAGUUAUCACUAAGACAAAUCUACCUGAAUAUGAUGGCAAUGAGAAAAUUGUUAUUCGGAGAUACAGUGAUUUUGUUUGGUUAAGAGACCGUCUUUAUGAGAAGUAUAUGGGCAUUUUUAUUCCUCCUCUUCCGGAGAAGAGCACUGUAGAGAAGUUUAGACUCAGUGCUGAAUUUAUCGAGACAAGGCGACAAGCAUUGGAUGUGUUCAUAAACCGAAUUGCCGCACAUCCUGAGCUACGGCAGAGUGAGGAUUUAAGAAUCUUUCUACAGGCUAGUGAGCAGACCAUGGAAAGCGCAAGGGCUGUGGACACUAAUAUCUUCACGAAGUCAUCGGACUUGAUGCAAAUUUUUAAGGAUGUACAGUCUAAAGUGAGUCAUGUUCUCGGAAAGGAAAAGCCGGUUGAAGAAUCAACUGCCGAGUAUCAGAACCUGAAGAACUACAUUUUUCAGCUCGAAGAUCGCCUAGCUGAAGCCCAGAAACAUGCCUACAACCUUGUAAAGAGACACAGAGAGUUGGGACAAUCUCUGUCUGAUUUUGGCAAGGCAGUCAAAGUACUAGGAAAUUGCGAAGGAGAUGCGCUCGGGAAGGCAUUUUCCGAACUUGGAGAGACAGCCGAGAUUAUUUCUUCUAGGCUUGAGAAAGAAGCCCACAGCCUCUUGAUGGAUUUCGAAGAACCUUUGAAGGAUUAUGUCCGAGCAAUUCAAUCUGUUAAGGACACAAUCACAGAAAGAGCAAAUGCUUUCAGGCGCCAAUGCGAGCUGGAGGAGGCGAUUAAGUUUAAGGAAAUAGACUUACAGAAACUGAGGUUAACCCGACCUGACAAAGUGGCGGAAGCAGAGCGCGAAUUUGAUGAGCUGAAGGCUGAUGCUGCUGAGGCGACGAAAAGAUUCGAGACAAUUGUGAGUCGAAUUAACGACGAGAUGGUUCGAUUUCAAGAACAGAAAACCGCGGACAUUGGCUUGGCCUUUCACGAAUUUGCCAAGGGUCAAGCCCGUCUGGCGAAUGACGUCGCCCGGGCUUGGAGCAGCCUUCUUCCUCGAGUCGAGGCUUGCUCGGCCUAGUCCAGGUGACCUGAUCCUCUUCUAUUUAUAUAUACGAUUUUGAUAUUAUUCAUAAACAAUAUUUUGUUAAAUAAUGACAUUUUGUGUAAUAUUAUAUUGUAAAUUGAAAUGAUAUUUUGUAAUGUUAGGUAUAUAGAUAUUCUGUU
Messenger RNA from Andrographis paniculata, 1558 nucleotides. RefSeq names its product sorting nexin 1-like. Bases 198 to 1412 code for a protein of 404 amino acids. Gene Ontology annotation, molecular function: phosphatidylinositol binding. NCBI's taxonomy places the organism in Eukaryota, Viridiplantae, Streptophyta, Magnoliopsida, Lamiales, Acanthaceae. Gene Ontology annotation, cellular component: endosome. The record is from RefSeq and is a predicted model, not a curated record. The transcript has 12 exons.